Porites lobata is the source of this 1132-nucleotide messenger RNA. The record is from the annotation of a GenBank genome assembly. NCBI's taxonomy places the organism in Eukaryota, Metazoa, Cnidaria, Anthozoa, Scleractinia, Poritidae.
AUGUCUCUUAUUGAAAAGUCUUUGAAACGCUUGUCAUCUCAAGUGGAUAAAAUAUCAUCUUCAUUGGAUCAAGCAUUGGAAUAUUCGUAUUCAUACAAGAUCAAGCUUGUGGGCGUUCCUGAAGUUAAGCAAGGAGAAAGCGCCGGAGAUACGCUGGAACUUUGCAUGAGAAUCUUCAACAAAAUUGCAGCUGAAAUUCAUCCUUAUGACCUUGACAUUGCCCAUCGAGUGCCAUCUCGUAACACGUCUGAUGGUCGACCGAAACCGAUUAUUUGUAAAUUUACUCGGCGCAUCGCCCGUGAAAGUGUUAUGGCAGCCCGUAGAGAAGUAAACAGGAUCGUUCCUGCUGAUAUUGGUCUCCGAGAAAGCUCAUCUUUAGAACAUGCUGCUAUCUACGAUCACCUCUCCCCACGACUGCAGAGUUUAUUAUCUGACGCCAAGAAAAUAAAGGAAAGAUUUCUCUUCUCAUUUUGUUGGGCCAAGAACUCAACCAUCUGGCUGCGGAAAAAUGAAAACUCUCGUCCGAUCGCCAUUAAAAAUUCAACCGACUUGUCCAGUCUCACAGCUCGCCUAGGAUCUUCUGGUGAUGCCACUACUCCACAAGAACAUUAACAAACAAUCUACUAAGGUAAAUAAAACACUCCUAAGUGAGCUUCCAUAUUUCAAUUACAGCGAUCUAAUUUCCGCACAUGGCCAAUUUAAUAAUUCUCUUAGUUCCUCUCUUCCUACCAAAAAAUAUCUUGAUCGUCUCCCAAGUUAUUACGACCUUGAUUUAUUUACUCUGAAUACAUUUUUAGAUAGAAGCUCUGACUCUAACACUUAUUACUCUAAUACAAGAUGUAAAUACUUCUCUCCACAUAGUUAUUGUGAUCAAAAAAGUAAGUUUGCUACUAAUCCCUAUCCAGAUUCUAAUAUUUCGUUUAUGCACACAAAUAUCCGCAGCCUAAAACGUAAUUUAGAAAAUUUUCAAACUCAUUUAUUAGAUGAACUAGAUUUUCAUUUUAAUAUCAUAGGCGUAACAGAAACAAGAAUAAACAGCUCGACUGAGAACUUAGAUUUUAAUCCUUCGAUUUUGCAUUAUAAUUUUGAAUACCUGCCAACGCCUCUUUCAGCUGGAGGUGUAGGCAUGUAU